AACGCGCGCUCGGCCCAAAGGCGGCGCUGCUCGCAGAUGCUGCCCGGGGCGGAUCGGUGAGUUCAAGUUCUCUCCGCGGCAACUUCCUGGGUCGCUGCGGGGACAGAAGUUCUUAAGAGCUUUUGGUUUCGCUUCUAGGUUCGACGUUACAUUGCAGAAAGCAGCCGCAGCAAGAGGACUGGGAAGGGGCGCCUGUUCGUCGUGGGCUGCAGGCAGGUGGCAGAAGAUAUCUUUUCCUGUGUUGCCACAGAUGGAUGUAGACAUUAAAAAAGACUAUGGUGAUACAGUGGAUGCAAAACCUUCAAGAACUGAUCGAUUAUCAAUCUUUGGAAAAAAAAAGAAGAAUGAAUGGGAAGGUCAACCAGAGGGUUCUUCCAGUAACCAAUAUCGAAUUAUUACCCCUACAUUCCAAUAUAAUAUAGCCUAUAAGAAACUUGGUAAAUGCAUUAUUAUAAACAAUAAGAACUUCGCAAAAGAGACAGGAAUGGGUAUACGAAAUGGUACUGACAAAGAUGCUGGUGACUUGCAGAAAUGUUUCCGUGACAUUGGAUUUGAUGUUUCCAUCUAUAAUGAUCUCAGCUGUAAGAAGAUGAAGGAAAUACUCAGUGAAGCUGCCAAUGAAGACCACAGCGAUGCUGCUUGUUUUUCCUGCAUAUUAUUAAGCCAUGGAGAUGAGGGCCGUAUCUAUGGCACAGAUGCAUACAUGGCAAUCAAGGAUUUAACAAGUCUUUUCAGAGGAGACAAAUGCCAAAGCCUCAUUGGAAAACCCAAAUUGUUUUUUAUUCAGGCAUGUCGGGGUUCUGAAUUUGAUGAUGGGAUUCAGACAGAUUCAGGUUCUUCAAUAGACACCCUGGAAAUGGAUGCUAGUCCAAGAUACAAGAUUCCAGUAGAAGCAGAUUUUUUGUAUGCAUAUUCCACCGUGCCAGGUUAUUACUCCUGGAGGAAUCCAGGGAAAGGCUCCUGGUUUGUGCAGUCUCUUUGCUCAGUGCUGAAUGAGCAUGGCAAAGAUUUGGAGAUCCUGCAGAUUCUGACCCUAGUUAAUUACAAAGUAGCAAGAAACUAUGAGUCUCAGUCUGAUGACCCACGCUUCUCCAGGAAGAAGCAGGUUCCUUGUGUGGUAUCCAUGCUAACCAAAGAACUUUAUUUCUGUAAAGUGGAGCCACCACAGCAAGUUUAAAGUACAUACUGCAUUAUGACUUGUAGUAUAUUUUUAAUCUGAGUUUUUUCAGCAAAAGACAAUCAUAGAUCUAGAAUUAAAAUUGAUAUGAGUCUUUUGAAAUAUGCAAUACCAAGAUUACCUCAGUUGAUUAAUAUAUAUAAUGCUUUUCACAGUGCCACAAGUUUCUAUGUUAUUAGAGGUGACUAUUCCUUGUUUCUAUUUUCACUGGAAGCAAUAACAGUAUUCCUCUGGAGUCUUUUCCCUCCUCACAGAAAUAGCUCAUUUUUCCUAUAUUAAUUUUUUUUAGAUUUAUCAUUGGAUUAAUUAAAUGAGAAUAAUUGUAUAUUUGUCAAAUACCUCCAAUAACAUCUGUAAUAAGGAAAAAGGAGCAUUAUCAAAGUGCAUUUGAUUUUCAGUGAUAAAAAGGUUGAGAAAUCAUCUAAGUGAAGAUGCUUAGAUGCUCUUUUUCAUCCCAGUAUACAUCUAAAAUCAUUAGGUGGGAUCCAUACCUAGUCAGUAGCCUAGAUCUAUUAAUUUGUGAAGGAGUUGAUUUCAUUAUUAUUAAUUUAAACUCCAUAAUUUCAGUGGGUCUGCUCUAUUAAGAUUCAAUCUACGCACAGUAAUUGUAUCAGCUGUUGAUUUAAAUAACUCUCUAUGAACCUCUUAGUAGUUUUCCUGUUCUCCUUCCUAUUUUGCAAUGAGUUCUUAUAAAUGUAGGAUGUAUAUGAAUUGCUUGUUUUUAUCCAAAAUGAAGAAAUGCUGCUGGUCCUUUUUUGAGAUAAUGAACAAUAAAUACAAUGUACAAUCUAUUCUACACAAAAAUAAUUUUAUAUCAAGGACAUCUUGUAUAGUAUAGAUAUAUAGAAUAUAAAUAGAACAAAAUAUAGGUUGUUGAUCUGUUCAAAACAUAAUUCUACCAAGCAGCAAGUAAAAAAAAUAGAUAAUUGUUUCUAAGAUUCUAUUUUCUUGUAAUUAUUUGCUACCGUUAAUGAACCACAAUUUUGUUCUCAUGGUCUGUACAUAAUUUCAGUGUUUGCACAAACAAGUUUCUCUUGCUGUGUUCUCACCCCUUGUGGUAAUUGUUGGUUUCUUAUUUUCUUAACAUGCAACCAAUAUUAUGUCACUCUUAAUUUUUUAAUUUUUACAAGAAGCCUAUCUUGUCACUGCACAUGUACAACAAAUGCACUUCAUAGAUUUGCCAAUUCAUUGCACAAUUAGAGUAUCUUUCUUGAUAGUUUAAGAACUUCGUCCAUUUUCAAGUAAAUUUUGGCCCACAGUACAGUUUUCAAAUGCACAUACACAAACACAAACAUACAUGCACUGAAGAAAAUUCCUGAAAUUUAAUCUUUAGGAUCAGGCUUUUUUUUUUCUUUGACACGGCAAGAGGAGAUCCAGUGCUCUAUGAAGACCAUGAUGAAAUCCAUGACAACCAACCAAAGUAGGUUGCUACUGUAUCGGGAUGUGGAAUGAUUAGAUAUACUAGAGACCUUAGUUAUUGCCUGAUUAUAAUCUUAAAAAUCUUCUCCUUAACCUACAUUCUGCAUACAGAGAAUAAAAUUUUAAAUGUAAGUACAGAACAGCAUUAGUAAUGGGUCUUGUAAACAGUACCAAAACAUUCUCAAUGACUCAGUAACUUAUUGUUGAAUUCUUAGAAGUUUACAUUUCUGCCCUAUGAAGGUGUAUUAAGCUAUUUAACAUAGCAUUUGAAAACAGUUAUUUCAAUUCACGUUAUAAAAUAGGGAAGUCAAGUAUUUUGAAAUGUUUAAGUUAGCCAGCAGUUAACAUAGGAUAGUAGCAUAUAAAAAUCCCUUAGUUUAUCACCAAAUAUUCACAAAUAUAGUAAAACAGAGAAAUUUUCCAUUAUGUUGUGAUUUGCAUAAUGAAAUCGCUGUGGAUUGUGUAAUUUCUGAUUUAGUGAUCAGUCAACAAUAACAGACACCCUUUCCCCCAAUUGAUCAGUUAAGGUAAGGUUAUACUUUGUAAGUCAUUUGUUUAUAUUGGUCAUAUAUAAUAACCAAUCUCUAUAUAUGCAAAAACAUGUUUCUUUGAAAAUAUGUUAAUGAAUUCCAAGGAGGAAAAAGCUAAUGGGAUAAACAUGGAUAUAUAAUACAACAAAUCUACCUGUUAAUUUUUUAUUUUUUAUUUUUUUGAGUCUUUGUAGGACGGGCGAUAGCUACUGGGCAUUCAGCAGCUCUCAUUUGCAGAAACUACUGGUAGUGUACAUUACUAUAAUGAAGCUGUCAUUACAAAAUGUACUUCUUUAGGUUUGCUUUGUAGCUUCCAAAAGAGGUUCCUAUAUAUCUGGUGCUCAAAAAGAAAGUCAUCUUCUGCAUAGCAGCUGUACUGGAAAAGGAGUGUUGGACUGCAGUUCGCAGCAACGAUGGCCACUGCUAGUUGUAUCCAGUAUAUUUGAAGGACACAUUUGUAUUAGAACAUAAAUGGAAUUUCUGCUGCAUCAAACCAUAGGUCUUGUCUAAUUUGGUAUCCUGUAUAAAUGACCAGAUAGUUCUAGUAAAUUUAUAGAAAAACUUAA
This is a messenger RNA of Python bivittatus (Burmese python), 3692 nucleotides long. The record is from RefSeq and is a predicted model, not a curated record. NCBI's taxonomy places the organism in Eukaryota, Metazoa, Chordata, Lepidosauria, Squamata, Pythonidae.